Messenger RNA from Emiliania huxleyi CCMP1516, 1040 nucleotides. RefSeq lists its product as hypothetical. Gene Ontology annotation, molecular function: ATP binding; ATP hydrolysis activity. NCBI's taxonomy places the organism in Eukaryota, Haptophyta, Isochrysidales, Noelaerhabdaceae. The transcript is spliced from 6 exons. The coding region runs from base 15 to 1040 and encodes 341 amino acids. The record is from RefSeq and is a predicted model, not a curated record.
ACCCACGCUGUGCGAUGCACACCGACUCGGUCUCUGACAGAGACAGCAGCCUGCGAAGCGUGCGAGUCGGCCUGCUUUCCGUCCGCCGCUGCCUGCCGGAGCGUGUAAGACGCACCUUGGAGGCGCGGCACCGCCUGCUGCUCGAGGAGAGGCAGCACUCCCGCGGCACGAAGGUAGACUUCCCAGCGCGGCCGUCUCUUGAGCGGCGCUCCUUCGACGAGAGAGACAGCGCCGUGCCGCUGGGCCGGUUGCUGCCGCUCCCAAUCACGCGCCAGGCGACGAGCGACCCGGGCGGCGCCGAUCCCGCUCUCUCCCGCGGCGCAUCGACGGCGCUGGCGCGGCUUCGUACGACUGAAGAGCCGUAUGAGCUCACGUUUCGCGACUGCAGCUACGAGGUGCGCGUGCCGUCGCGCGAAGGGACGGCCUGCGGCUGCGACCGCUCGGUCUGCAAGCCGAUCCUCCACGCAGUGUCCGGCUCCGUGGCGGCCGGCAAGGUGCUAGCCGUGCUCGGCCCGUCCGGCGCCGGCAAGACCACCCUGCUCUCGAUGCUCACGCUCGAGCGGCGUGGCGGCGUCGGCGUCGGCGACAUAGCGCUGGGCGGUCAGCCGCUGACGACUGAGGCGUACAGGCGGCACUGCGCUGUCGUGCAGCAGCAGGACCACCACUGGGCGUGCCUAUCUGCUCGCGACCACCUGCGGUACGCGCUGCAACUGCGACCGGCCUGGUCGGCUGCCAGCACACGCGAGCAGGGCGGGGGGGGGCUCUCCUCGGGGCAGCGGCGGCGCCUCUCUCUCGCGAUCGCGCUGACCAAGCAGCCGUCGAUGAUCUUCCUCGACGAGCCGACGUCGGGGCUCGACUCGGCGGCCGCCGCCAAGAUCAUGCACUUCCUCAAGGUGACGGCCAAGCAGACCAACAUCCCGAUCCUGUGCACGAUCCACCAGCCGUCCGCCUCCGUCUACGAGGGCUUCGACGACGUGCUCGUCCUCGCGGCGGGCCGCGUCGCCUACUUCGGCGCCGCCGCGCAGAUGGGCCCGCCCUGA